This is a messenger RNA of Ostrinia nubilalis (European corn borer), 2514 nucleotides long. RefSeq names its product eEF1A lysine and N-terminal methyltransferase homolog. The record is from RefSeq and is a predicted model, not a curated record. Lineage: Eukaryota; Metazoa; Arthropoda; Insecta; Lepidoptera; Crambidae. The transcript is spliced from 10 exons. Bases 68 to 2038 code for a protein of 656 amino acids.
AAUCGGUAAAUGAGACGUACAUGUGAUUGGAAAUUAUUAUAAAAAUUUUGAACACCACUACAGCGAAAUGAAUCUUCUUCCAAAAAGCCACAAGGAGUUUAGUGAGAAAGAUUAUUGGAACAAGUUUUUCAAGAAGAGAGGCAAUAAAGCUUUCGAGUGGUAUGGAGAGUAUAUGGAACUCUGCUCACAGCUUCAUAAGUACAUUAAACCCAAAGAUUCCAUACUCAUUACCGGGUGCGGCAACUCUAGCCUCAGUGCUGAUUUAUACGACGUAGGAUACACUAACAUCACCAACAUAGACGUGUCUGAAGUCGUAAUACGCCAGAUGACGUCUAUUAACGCCCACAGAACAAAUAUGAAGUUCCUGUGCAUGGAUGCAAUGAAAACUACUUUCAGUGAUGAGGAAUUUAAUGUUGUUCUUGAUAAAGGGACUCUAGACGCUCUUAUGCCGGACGAUGGUGAAGAAACUCAGAAAGGAAUAGACAAAUACUUUUCAGAAAUCAAAAGGGUUUUGAAGCUUGGGGGCCGGUUUGUUUGUAUAUCACUAUUGCAGAGUCACAUUUUGAAAAAGUUACUGGAUACGUUCUGUGAUAAAUCUUGGAUGUUCCGAGUGGUCCGAUGCCAUGAGGCAGAGGAGAAAAAUGCAGAGAAUGGCGAUGGGACAACAUUGCCUGUGUUUGUUGUUGUUGCUACUAAAUUCAAGGCAAUGCCACAGUUGAUAUUAGAAGUGUGCCUGGCAGGAGAUAAGAUGCAGCGAGUGGCAUCCCCAGACGAACUCUUUGGUUACAUCAAAUCAGCUCAAGACACUGCAUUUGUCACCAAUGGGUUAGCCAAGACCAGUUUGGAUGAGGAUAAUGAGGUAUCCUUGGAUUUGAUGCAGCCAGGAGAGGACUCUCCUAGAUACACCCUGUAUAUUGUGGACCAGAAGAAAUCCCAGGCCAUCAACAAGUAUGCUGUUUUCAUUGUACCACAGGGAAGAGAAUCCGAGUGGCUCUUCGGCACGCCGGCUGGUCGUCGGCAAUUACAAGACUCGGCGCGCUUCGGACGCCUCGUGGUAGCGGUUCUCAGGCGGGGACACCAUUUCGAGAGCCUCGACGCUGUCAAAGAGGAGCUCACGCAUUCCGCGAAGAUGCUUAUACCGUAUGGGUUUACGGGACAGAUCCCGUUUCUCUCGCUCGGCAGCGAGGUGGGGCGGCGUGUUAAGGUCCACGAGGGCACGUCUCCCAUCUCCGGGCCCUUCGUGGUCGAGGACGUGGACGUAGAUGGGGAGACGCACCGCAGGCUGGUGUUCUUGGAUAAUCAGUUCUUGGUGCAGUCUGAGGCGAAGCUGAAGAGUGUGAAAAGGAAGAACAAGACGAAACUAGUGGUGGACUUCGGGCACAUAUCCUUAUACCAUUCAUUUAUGUGCGUGGGCGCGGCGCUGGGCCGGCGCGGGCGGGCGGCCGUGCUCGGGCUGGGCGGCGGCAGCCUGUGCAUGUUCCUCAGGAAGUGCAUAGAUGACCUGAAGGUGACCGCUGUAGAGCUGGACCCGGCGAUGUUGGAAGUAGCGCGCGAGCACUUCGAGCUGAAGCUGGAUGAGCAGUUCGAUGUGCAGAUCAAAGACGGCGUCGACUUCCUCAGGGAAGAAGCACAGGCUGGCCACAAGUUCGAGACGGUGAUGUUCGAUAUGGACAGCAAGGACCGAGCCUUGGGCCUGUCGUGCCCGCCGCCGCAGUUUCUGCACAACCAAGUGUUGGAUGACGUCAAGGCGAUACUCACAGACGACGGCCACUUCAUCCUCAACUUAGUGUGCCGAGACACGGUACUGCAAGCAUCCAUUCUUGACACCAUCAAAACCCACUUCAAGCAUGUAGCCACCGUAAAAUUGUAUGAAGAAGUGAACGAGAUUGUAUUUGCCUCCAAUGGGGCUGCAUACUCGAAUGAAUCCUUCGAGGAAGCCAUCAAGAGUAUAAAUCAGGCAGCGAGACAGAAGGGCCUCGUCAAAGUGAGAUGUGUGGACUUGAAAGACUUUAUGCAGUCUACUAAUAUUAUUUCAUAGUGAUAGUAGAAUAGUUAUUGAUAAGAUUUAUUUAUAAGCUGUGUAUAUGUUUUGUUAACUUUAAAGUUAUUUUUGUACUAUAUUGAGGUUGUUAGACAUAUUUAGUAAUAUGUUAACAUUUUAUUAUCUGUGCCUACAGACACUGCAAUUAUUCGUUUUCGAUUCGAUAUCGGUAUCGCUUCGAUUCGUCAAAUUUUGUAAAAAAAAAAAGGAAAAUAUAACUUCGCGAAUCGAAAUUUUGCAUUGUGUAGGAGACUCAAAGCUCAGAUUUGUUGAUGUUGCAAUAUUUUAUGUCAUUCUACUUCGCAGUGAUGAAAUCUUUUGUUUAUAUUCUAGCUAGAGUAUAGAUCGAAAUACCUAUUGAUUGAAACUAUACCCUAAUAAUAGGCGAUUUGUAAACAAUAGGUCGUUCGAACAAUUGUCAACUUCCUCAGACCAUGAAAAUGAAACAACAGAAAUAAAAUCAAUGCAUUUAA